This is a messenger RNA of Acanthosepion pharaonis, 711 nucleotides long. The record is from the annotation of a GenBank genome assembly. Lineage: Eukaryota; Metazoa; Mollusca; Cephalopoda; Sepiida; Sepiidae.
AUGACCUCCAAUCGGUUGUGGACUGGGACAGGAAUUGGCUGGUUUAACGCCUCAAAAACAAAACUGCUCUCUAUUAAUCACCACAGAGAUCCUUCCCUACCUCCCAUUAGAAUGUCUGAUGCUCAACUCCACGAGAGAAGCUCUUUGCGACUACUCGGUCUCAAAUUGUCUAUUGACCUGAGAUGGAACAAAUACAUUGAGUCAAUAGCUUCGUCUACCGCUAGGAAAGUUGGCUCCCUGUGCCACGCCCGGAAGUUUUUCUCGUCGGAGUCGAGCCUUCAAAUCUACAAUCAACCAUUCGCCUUUGCAUGGAGUAUUGCUGCCAUAUAUGAACUGGAGUCUCUUCUAUUUUCACUCUCUCACAGACGUGCCGUCGCCUCCCUCUGUCCUUUUUACAAAUACUUUCACGGUAACUGCUCCGAUGAGGUGUUUUCGCUGGUUCCCAGACUUCAUGAAUUUAAGCGUUCUUCUAGGCUGGCAUCUCGCUCUCACCCUUUCACUGUCGAAACUGUUAAAUGUAGCCGUUUCUUCUACACCAAUAGCUUCAUGUCUCGAACCUCUCGCCUGUGGAACUCCCUCCCCUGUUUCUCUGAUAGCUAUAAUCCCCAACUAUUCAAAUGUAAUGUCUCCAGAUGCCUUGAUCUAUCCCCUAUCCUUCUCUUCAUUCUUUCCUCUAGCACUCCUACUUGCUCUCGCUCCAACUCUCUGUAA